GAUGCAGGUGCGCGGGAGGCGGCGGGAGGUGGAGGUGGGGGUGGUGCCAGCAGCCAACGGGUUAAUGGUCCCGGCAGGGGCUCCACAGCGGACCAGGGGUCAGAUGUCUCUCUAAGAUGGGGACAGGCACGUGGGCUGCUAUUCUAGGGCUCUGAUCACGGCUGUCUAUUUAUAGCGCUGGGGGGGGCCGCCUCACAUAGGCAGCAGAGAGGCUGCCCUGCUGCAAUGUCACCGUCGUCACUGCCUCUGCAGGCUGCGGGCGCCUGCCACUACUGCAGGGAACUGAGGGGUCUUGGUCCAGCAGGGAUCCCAGGGCCUUGGAGCACUGUGUGAGCCGGAAACGUGGCUGGCCAGAUGGGCAGCGCCAUGGAGCCCCCUGGGAGUGCAUACCUGCACCUGGGCGCCGUGACGUCCCCUGUGGGCACAGCCCGUGUGCUGCAGCUGGCCUUUGGCUGCACCACCUUCAGCCUGGUGGCCCACCGGGGCGGCUUCACGGGCGUCCAGGGCACUUUCUGCAUGGCUGCCUGGGGCUUCUGCUUUGCUGUCUCCGCACUGGUGGUGGCCUGUGAGUUCACACGGCUCCAUGGCUGCCUGCGGCUCUCCUGGGGCAACUUCACCGCCGCCUUCGCCAUGCUGGCCACCCUGCUGUGCGCCACGGCUGCGGUCCUGUACCCGCUGUACUUCGCCCGGCGGGAGUGUCCCCCCGAGCCUGCCGGCUGUGCUGCCAGGGACUUCCGCCUGGCAGCCAGCGUCUUCGCCGGGCUCCUCUUUCUGGCCUACGCCGUGGAGGUGGCCCUGACGCGGGCCCGGCCGGGCCAGGUGACCAGCUACAUGGCCACAGUGUCAGGGCUCCUCAAGAUCGUCCAGGCCUUUGUGGCCUGCAUCAUCUUUGGGGCGCUGGUCCACGACAGCCGCUACGGGCGCUAUGUGGCCACCCAGUGGUGCGUGGCCGUCUAUAGCCUGUGCUUCCUUGCCACAGUGGCCGUGGUGGCCCUGAGUGUGAUGGGCCACACGGGGGGCCUGGGCUGCCCCUUUGACCGGCUGGUGGUGGUGUACACGUUCCUGGCUGUGCUCCUGUACCUCAGCGCCGCCGUGAUCUGGCCAGUCUUCUGUUUCGAUCCCAAGUAUGGCGAGCCCAAACGGCCCCCUGACUGCGCUCGAGGCAGCUGUCCCUGGGACAGCCAGCUGGUGGUGGCCAUCUUCACCUACGUCAACCUGCUCCUGUACGUCGCUGACCUCGCCUACUCCCAGAGGAUUCGCUUCGUGCCCAGCUUGUAGCCCACAGCGACAGCCCGCCCACCUCUGCUCUCUGGCCAGCAGCUCCAGGCCCUGCAAGGGAAACUCAGCUGGGGACGCUGAGGCUAGAAGGAUUUGUGAGGCACCCAGUACCUCCAUUAGUGUCUGGAGACCACACUCAGGCUGGGUAAGGCAAGCUGAAAAAUGAAUGACUUCCAGAGGAAAUGCACCCAGGAGAGCAGCUGGGCCAAUCGAGGGGAGGGAGGGGCGUGGGGAGCCGGAACCACUCCUGGCUCAGAGAGGCAGCUCCCAGAACCCUGGGAACAGGGGCCUGCCUGGGGAGCUGUGCCGGCUCACAGAGGAGCCAGAAAUCUGGAGCAGCCUCUCCCACCCAUGUCUGGGAAGCCUCUGGGCUAGUAGCCACAGCCUUUGGAAGCAGGCUGCCUCCGGGGUGUCUGCAGGCUGGAAGUGGUGCAGGUGGCCUGGAAGAGCCUACAGAGCCCAGCGGCGCCAAGUGCACAGUGGACGGGGAGGACCUGGUUCUGCCAUAGCCACAGAGCCCCACCUGGACACCCACCAUCGGCUGUGACAAAGCAGCUUCAGCAGUGGCCGGGUGGGCAUCUGUGCACUGUGGGCCUCUGUGGCACUGGGAGGGAGCCCAGCUGAGGACAGCCGCUGGACACAGAGUCUGGGCACUGUUUGCCUCUGCUCAAGGGUCUAGUUGCCCAAACACUCCUGACGCCGAGGCCAUCAUCCUCCACGCUCCAGCCAGCUUCUCCUGCACAGAAGCCCAGCCUGGACCAGCCAGGAGCUGACCCACUGGCCGCCCCUCAGUCCAAGCCGGGUGGGCAGUGGCACAACAGCUCCUCAGGCCAUUGACUGGGUCCCACUGACGUCCUUGAGCAGGAAAUAAACGCUGACAUUUA
This is a messenger RNA of Piliocolobus tephrosceles (Ugandan red Colobus), 2162 nucleotides long. It is a transcript of the gene MYADML2, whose product is annotated as myeloid associated differentiation marker like 2. Gene Ontology annotation, cellular component: membrane. The record is from RefSeq and is a predicted model, not a curated record. The coding region runs from base 355 to 1278 and encodes 307 amino acids. The transcript has 2 exons. Lineage: Eukaryota; Metazoa; Chordata; Mammalia; Primates; Cercopithecidae.